This is a messenger RNA of Myodes glareolus (Bank vole), 3232 nucleotides long. RefSeq names its product gremlin 1, DAN family BMP antagonist (gene Grem1). The record is from RefSeq and is a predicted model, not a curated record. NCBI's taxonomy places the organism in Eukaryota, Metazoa, Chordata, Mammalia, Rodentia, Cricetidae. Gene Ontology annotation, biological process: animal organ morphogenesis. Gene Ontology annotation, molecular function: receptor ligand activity; BMP binding.
GGCAUUUAAAUGGGAGAUCCUGAGAUGCCCGACACUUGGUGCGCCCUUCGCGGACCUGGAAACCCAGCGCACCGCGGUAGCAUCACUCUCCGUCGUUCCUCCGGCGCCGAGCAGAAGUGGCUCGGGCCGUGGUCGCACGCAGGGCCACGAGUCCACAGAGAAGGACCUGGAGACCCACCGCACUGACAGAAUGAACCGCACCGCCUAUACUGUGGGAGCUUUGCUUCUCCUCUUGGGGACCUUGCUACCGGCAGCAGAAGGGAAAAAGAAAGGGUCCCAAGGAGCCAUCCCGCCUCCAGACAAGGCUCAGCAUAAUGACUCCGAGCAGACCCAGUCCCCACCACAGCCUGGCUCCAGGACCCGGGGGCGGGGCCAAGGGCGGGGUACUGCCAUGCCAGGAGAGGAGGUGCUGGAGUCCAGCCAAGAGGCCCUGCACGUGACAGAGCGCAAGUACCUGAAGCGAGAUUGGUGCAAAACUCAGCCCCUGAAGCAGACCAUCCACGAGGAGGGCUGCAACAGCCGCACUAUCAUCAACCGCUUCUGCUAUGGCCAGUGCAAUUCCUUCUACAUCCCCAGACACAUCAGGAAGGAGGAAGGCUCCUUUCAGUCUUGCUCCUUCUGCAAACCCAAGAAAUUCACCACCAUGAUGGUCACUCUCAACUGUCCUGAGCUACAGCCACCCACCAAGAAGAAACGGGUCACACGCGUGAAGCAGUGUCGCUGCAUAUCCAUCGAUUUGGAUUAAGCCAAAGCAGGCACAUCCAGCCUGUCAUAGCCAUGCCGAGAGCCACACCUAAACCACCCGAUUCCUACUUGGCUUAAACCUAGAGGUCAGAAGAACCAGCAGUUGCUUCCCGACUGGAGGCUGCUUAUGCAUAGUGUAUGCGCAUGAGUGUGCAUGGGUGUUGUGUGUGUUUCCAAACACCAGCGGAAACAACCUCUGCUAGAAGGCACUUCCUGUUACUCUGCUUCAGACGGUCGGAAACGCCCACACCACCGGACCCAAACCCACAGGGGCAGGGCUGUAGAUGGCUUUGCCUCUGUGUUCCAUGCGCCCUCCUGGGCACCAGGACUUCACUUGAGAAUGAAUACUAACGAAGAGGUAACUCCGAGGGCUGCAUUAGACUUGGAACCAUUCAGUGCUUGCCCUUUUCUUCCACAACCUAUCCCUUUCUUUGCUCUCCCUGAUAUCUCAGCCUUAGCCCAUAUCCCUAAAUUAAUGCAUUUGAUCGUGGGUGUAAAUGUUUUCCAACCUGUGAUGAACCUCCAGAAUGUGGGGAGACGGUGAUGGAGGACAAACAAGAUGGAGGAUGGACACAGGACCGUUGAUCAAGGCUGAGCACCAGUUUGGGACACUGAAAUUCAGUAUUAUGAUGUCCAGAGUUUGAAAGCUGUUCUCCAAAAACAGUGUGAGCCUUACUUCGUGAAAGGCUUUUCCUGAUAUUUAAAAGAACCCAGAUACACGGAGGUGAAAUAUAACCACAGACACACACACACACACACACACACACACACACACACACCCAAACCCCAAUUUUCUGUGUCUGUCUCUGUAAUCUCCUGGCAUUAACUGUAACCCAAAGUUAAAAGUGAAAAAUUGACCACUCCUGUUUUAAGAACAAAGCAAGCGAAACAGAAAGAAACAUGGCCUCCCAUUUUACUUUGCCUCUCAGGGGGACAAAUGAGAGUCUUGCACACUGGGAUAGGAAAAGACAAAAAACCUCCUUAGCUUGGUUUUGUUGGACUAACAUUGCUUUUCUGUUAUUCCUGCAAAAUGCUUCUGAGAUGCACAACACUGUGCUAAAAAUCCUGCCUUUGCUGAACACAUGUGCCAAAAAGGAGUUGUCUAAGAUGAGAGAGCUACCUGCCCCUUUCCAGUUAGACAUGAAUGGCGGCUUUUCUGUUUUUAGGAAAGGACCAGAAAGGGGGCAGAAUCAAAGGGAUUGUGGCCAGCUAGGUAGCGUCUGGAGGAGAGCUAACAGCUGAGACUGCUUCUAGAAGGUCUAUGAGAAAGUUUCAUUAGGACAGCAGAGCGUUAGGUAUAUUAACAGGCUAUCUAUUCCCAGUGGGUCAAUUCUGCAUUGUAAUCAUUAUGUCUCCCAUGGAUGUUCUUUGAAUACAUCUGGGCUCUCCAAAUGCCUACUUAGCACUUAUGUUAGGGCCAAAAUGAAAGGUAGCCUUGAUCCAUUUUGGCCUGGCAAAGCAACACUUCUUAAGAUUGAGUGAGAUUCUAGCUAUAAAUGCCCCUUUUUGUCUUUUCCUCUCAGAGUCACUAGUUAAGUUAUGUGUCAUUUGGAAUGUGUCAUUCACUGCCCAUCAAAGCUGCCACAGUCAAAGAAACAUUGGAUGUAAAGAAACUAUUUUGGUCUAGCUCCCUCCCAUGUGGCAUCUAAAUGGAAACCAUGCUGUAAGGCAACAACCUUCUUGAAUCCCCAAAACACUGGGUCUCAUUUUGAAAGUUGACAAGUCGCUGCUGCUGAUUCCAUAGUCGAUGAGUGUGUGCAAGCCGAGUGUGUGUGCUUCAUUGGUACUGUAUGUGCCUUCCAUGAAUCUUUCUGUCAUCCACACGCACCACCCACAGGAUGGAUGCCAUUUGAGCCUACAAAUGCGAAAGCGAAGUUUUGAGGGAAGUGAAGAACGAAAACUAAAAGAGGAAGAAACUAACAUUUAAAACCACACCAGAGAAGAAAGGUGACACUCAGAGCUAAGAAACACCGAGAGUCUUAAUUCUGCCACAAGCAUGCACUAUUGUUAUAAAGUAAGUUAGGUUGGCGGCCACAGUCACCUUCCAGGUGCUUAGACGAUAGUCUCUCACGUAAGUUGGAUUUGGUUCACGUGAAGAGGAUUGCCUCAAAAUGAACUUCAUCGGAACAAUCAGCUUCAUAAGUAGCCAUAAAGCACAUCAUUGACCAAAGAGGGAAAUGCCUGCCUUCCUCACCAUGCCUAGACCAAGACCCUCACAAAUUCAUGCCCUUCAUCACGUAUCAGAGAUGCUCUGUCUGUGGCUGAGUUUGGACUCAUCAGUGACAUGCUGAUGUGUAUUUUCUCCAACACUGUAGUGAAACUGUUUUAUGGUAAGAUAGUUGUGAUCUCGAUCCUACCUAUUAAAAUAAUGCCAGAUACCAAAUACAAAUCUUAUGGGGUUCUCUUUGUGCUUGGUACUGAAAGAGGGAAACCACACACCUUGUAAGUCUGAGUGCUUCUUUGCAACUAUCCUUUUCACAGCUCAAAG